This is a messenger RNA of Procambarus clarkii (red swamp crayfish), 7760 nucleotides long. It is a transcript of the gene Ack, whose product is annotated as activated Cdc42 kinase. Gene Ontology annotation, molecular function: ATP binding; protein tyrosine kinase activity; protein binding. The record is from RefSeq and is a predicted model, not a curated record. NCBI's taxonomy places the organism in Eukaryota, Metazoa, Arthropoda, Malacostraca, Decapoda, Cambaridae. Gene Ontology annotation, biological process: protein phosphorylation.
AAGUUUGUUUACAUCAGUGAGGUGAGUGUGUGGGUGAGUCCCUCAGUGGUGUGUCUCCUGCCCUCAAGGUCUCUCCUCAACCUCCUGCCUCACGCACUCACAACGUACCAUUGACCUAAAAAUCCUUUAGCUUCUAAGGGGUAAAGUAAAGAGUAAACACAUGUGAUGGGUGAUGUCGGCGAGGAAGAGCUUGAGGUUAUACGAGGUAUACUUGUGGAAGUACAGCUCUCUCAAUUUUUUACAAGAAUACGUGAUGAUCUUCAGGUUACAAGAUUAAAUCACUUUGACUAUGUUCACAAUGAAGAUUUGGAACGCAUUGGUCUUGGGAAGCCUGCUGCUAGGCGUUUACUGGAAACUGUCAAGAAAAAAAGAUCAGCAACAUGGAGAAGAAACCUAGUGUCAAAAAUUUUGCCAUCUGGUAGUUCCACUUUGAAUAAAAAUAAAUCUUUCACUGCAGCUGAUGAAUCACAAAUAUCAAGUCUGACAUGCUUAAUUCAGGAAAAGGAUCUUGCUCAAGGACGCAAAAUAGGCGAUGGAAGUUUUGGUGUUGUCCGUAUUGGUGAAUGGACGACUUCCAGUGGCAAAGUGAAAGAUGUAGCAGUAAAAAUAUUGAAACAGGAUGUAAUCAAUGUGCCUGGGGCUCUUGAUGACUUUAUCCAGGAGGUUCAAGCCAUGCACCAACUUUCACAUCCUAAUAUAGUAAAGUUGUUUGGGAUUGUACUUGGCAAUCCUUUGAUGAUGGUAACUGAACUAGCUCCCCUCGGGUCCUUGUUGGAUCACCUUCAUAAACAACUUUGUCAUGUAUCUGUUACAUCUUUAUGUGAGUACGCAGUACAAAUCGCUAAUGGUAUGAAGUAUUUAGAGAGUCGACGGUUCAUUCAUCGUGAUCUCGCUGCCAGAAAUGUACUCAUGACAUCUGUAGACAAGCUAAAGAUUGGUGACUUUGGUCUUAUGCGGGCAUUACCGCAACAAGAGGACUGCUAUGUGAUGACUGAACAGAAGAAAGUACCAUUCCCUUGGUGUGCUCCAGAAUCUCUCAAAUCUAAGCAGUUUUCACAUGCAUCAGAUGUGUGGAUGUAUGGAGUGACGAUGUGGGAAACGUUUACAUUUGGAGAAGAACCUUGGGUUGGGUUAAAUGGCCAGCAAAUUUUAAAGAAAAUUGAUCAAGAAGGGGAACGUCUUUCCUGCCCACCAGCCUGUCCCAGUGAUAUGUAUGACCUUCUUUUGCAGUGCUGGUCGCAUGAUCCCAAUGAACGGCCAACUUUCUCCCAGAUAUAUGAACAUGUUGCAGCCAUUAUGCCUCAUGUUAUGAAAGCUAUGCAGCCUUGGGAUGAAGAAGGCAGAUUGAAGGUGGAAGUGGAUGAUCUUAUUGUAGUUAUUGAUGGCAGUUCUGAAAAUUACUGGUGGAAAGGUCAGAACCAGAGAACCUUUGAGGUAGGGGAUUUUGCACGCUGCAUUGCUGAUCCCCAGAGACGUUUAGCAAAUCAAGACAUAAGCACACCUCUCCAGAACUCUUUCAUUCAUACAGGUCAUGGAGGAAUAAGGGGAAAAACGUGGGGUAGUCCAGCCUUUAUUGAUGAUAUGUAUCUCAGGAACCCUAUGGAGCCCCCAGAUAAACUUGGGAAGCCCAUGUCACCUCGAAGAGUCAAAUACCAGUCCCUGCGGCUUAAGCAAAGUCAUCGGCGGCAGUUUAACUACAACCGUUUAGUAAAUGAGAAGUGGCCAGAUGAUGUACCAAGAGCACAUACUCUGAAGUCUCAGAAAAAAAAUUAUGGAAAAGAUGAGCCUUUGAUAGAUCUGUCAGAGGCUGGCCGACAGAGGUCACAUUCUGUUACAGAUCUACGAGCUAGCGACUCUUCAGAAGUCACUAGUCAGUUAAGGGGUAGUGUGUCCUCCCUCAUUGACUUGCCAGUGCCAACCGCCUUUCCAGUGUAUGGAAAUAUAAACCCUGUAAUUGGUGACCAAGAUCAACCUACAUACGAAAAUGUAAGCAGUACGUCACUUAAUGUUGCCUCUGGAAUGGCCCAGCAACCUCUUAGAGUACCUAUCCGUCCCUGCCCAAGCCCACCCAUCCACCAACUACAAAAAAAGCAACAAAAUAUGCCUCAAACUCAUAACCAACAAAGUAGCCAUCUAGAAAAUAGACUCCAGAAUUGUGUUAAUUAUGAAGAAGAUUUACAGUCUCAAAAUAUUGGAAGUCAUGAACACCCAGAACAGUAUCGGCAUCAUCGGCAAGCCCCACCUGUACCCACUAUCUAUUCAAAUUCUUUUGGGGAUUCUGAAGAUUAUUGUGAUAAUUAUGAUGAUUUUGAUGACUCGGAGUGGGAUGAUGAUGUAGUAUGUGUGGAUGAUGACACACAUUCAGCAGAGAACAAUAUAGCCAUUGGAUCACUUGACCAGUGCCCAAGCAGUGAUAAUGUGUGCUAUACUAACGAUAAAAAUAGUGAAAAGAAUGAUCGAACUGUUAAUGAGAUGAGUAAUUGCAGUAGAAAUUAUUCUAACACAAGCGAAGCGUCUGACCCAUUUGACACAUCUCAUGUCAGAUGUUACGACGAGCCACCAUUUGAGUCUCCAGAUAAUAGUUGCAGCACUAAUAACUCUCCUUGCCAAAGUGUAUUACGAGGCUCAUUGUCUGAUACUCCAAUGGUGAACAUGUCUGCCAAUAUUUCUCCAUUAUCAGAGAGCCAACCUGACUCCUUGACAAAUAAUUCUCUACUAGAUAAUUCAGUGCUUAGUUCUUCACCAAGUAGAGUCACACUAAGUCAGUCUCCUGUUAUAGAGAGUUUGCCCACGUGUACCUCAAAAGCUUCAGUGCCUUUAUCAGUUUGUCCAAGCUCAAAUUCUAUUGGUAUUUCAUCUACAGUGGGAAUGUCCCAUAACUUACAAGCAGUAAAAUCACUCCAUAAUUCUUUCCCAAGUAGUUCAUCUCAGUCAGGCAACAUGACUGUUUCAACACAAGUCUUUCCAUUGAUAAGUAACAAUCUGAGCUCACCAAGUUCCCAUUUGGUUCAGGGCAUUCAAGAAAGUAGUUGUAUGAAAGAUUUGAAUGCACAAAUUAGUAAUAUGUGGAUCAGUUCCAUUUCUCAGUCGCCUCCAAGUUCAAACUUGUUACCAAUCUCUCUCACACAAGGAACAUUAUCACCACGGGUUGAACAAAGUCACACUUCCACUUCAUUUGCAUCACCGCCGUCCUCAAUGUGGAUUAAUCAGCAAAUGUUGCAUAGUAACCAGGGUAGACAGGCAGCAUUUCCUCACACUUCUACUACCAGAGAGUCUUUGUUAUACCCUACCCAGAUAUCCACAUUGCCUUCAGUAUCAACGCAUAAUGCUCAACUUGCUCUCCCAGCACCAUUAACUCCAACUACAGCCACACUACCAAGACUCGAUCCUGCUUUCAUUGCUGAGUUAGAAAAAUCACUUGGAAAAGAUCAGGCCUCAGCAAACACCUUUACUGGUAAAGACAAAAAAGUUAACAAUUCUUCAAGAAAUUCUGUUACUUCAAGUUUUACUGCAUCUUGCCAAAGUGAUAGACAACAGUCAUCUCAGAAUAUCCAAGUGCCAGCUCUGCUCCCUCUACAACAAACACCUGUAUCAAGACAAACAAGUUUAGCAGUUGCAGUCACGUCUGUGAAUGAGUGUCAGAACAAAUUUAAACCACAUACCAGUGUUCAGUUACAACCAGUUAGCAACAACAGUGCCUUCUCUGAUUUAGAUGUUCUUACUUCAUCAAAAACAUUAGGUGUGUUGCCUCAGCAGAUAGUAGACACUGGGCAGUUUUUCCCCAAAACUGCUCAUGUACGACCAUUCAUUCAAUACUCUCCAACUUCAACAUCCAACCAAAGAAGCAUCACUGCUGGAAGCCUGGGGAACCAUUCUCAGGUACCAGGUACUACAGGAAGCCUCAUCCAACAGAGCAGUACAAUUUCUACAGCUUCGGUACACACACCAUCCUCGGGUAAACCACUAGGUGAGGUCAGAAAUAUUGAUGAAAGAUGGUCAAGUCAGUUUGGAGAUCUGAGAACCUCAAGUGCAGUUUCCAGUUUAAGUAGCAUAUCCCCCAGUUUCCAGAUGAGUUAUAGCAGCCAACCACCUCAGCAGCAGGUGCAAUUUACCCAGAAAAGUUCAGCCACCUCUGUUUCUUCUGUGCACCCAUGGUGCGAACAGCAACAUCAAAGUUACCAGCAUCAACAACAACAACAACAACAACAAAGUGGACUUACACUCCAGAGCUCUGUGCUACAACCGACAGUUGUUCUUAGUCCACAGCUGACUGUUAACUACAACCAGAUGGUGUGUGGUGGUGGGAGCAGUAGUAGGGGUGAUGUUGCCUCUGGGGCAGAGGUUCUAGUUUGCCGUGUUGCUGCUGUUGUGCCCGGGACUUCUGAGGCUGCUGCUCGCCAGGCACUGCACAUAGCCAGUGGUGAUUACCAGGGUGCUGUGCGCUUCCUCAAGAUUGAGAAGCUUUACAGAUUGGGCAUGGCAAGUAAGGAUGAGUGCGAGUACAUCUUAGAAGCCAACAGCUGGGAAUUAGAGCGUUCAGCAUCAGCUCUUCUUGAUAAAUAUGCCUAAAGUUUCUCUUAUGUGGUAUUGUUUGUUACCCUAGUUAUCACAUGAAUGAAACAAACUACAUAAUUUAUCACUAUAUGAACAAAAAAUAGCUCUAACAAUCAAUGGAUUACAUGUAUUCCAUGUGGUAAGCUUUGAUAUGCUGAUGAUUAUAUAAUGAUAAUAAGAGAAACCUUUCUUUUAUAGGGGAUAAAUUAUUGUUCAUUUAGCAUUUAUAACAACUUAUCAUUAUUUCAUUCAUAUAUACUACUUAGACUUAUCAUCUUAACUCAGUAGCUACAUAUAUUUAGUUUAAAAAAUGUAUUUAAUUUUAGUUAUAAUUUGAUAACAAAUUAGUAAGUUUUGUUCUGCUGAGCAUCGAUUUACCAAGGAAAGGUUCAUCCAGUUGUGAUUUUCUUUUUCCCUGGGAAUAAUUAAAAAUAUGAAGUAUCUUCAUUCUUUAAUCAGUGUUUGUGAUUAGUUACCAUUAGUUUCUAAUUUCAGACCUGGUUUUUCAUACACAAUUGUUUUAUGUUAAGAGGGAAACUUUUAUAUAGAAAGGAAGAAUAGAUCUGUACUGACAGUUAUUUCAUUGAUAUAUAUGAAACGACAAACACGAUACAGAAUGAUCUGAUUGUAUUCCUAACUACUUGUGUUGACAUUUGGAAAGGACCUGGGCUAGAGAAUUAUAGCUUAAGGUACCCAGUGAAAAUCUGAAUAUAAAACGGUGCAUUUAGUUUUAGUUGGUCUAAUAAUAAAUCGUGGUAUUUUAAGUAAGUUAUGAAUAACUUAUUUUUAUUGAAGACUUAAAUUAUUAUAAUUUCUUAUUGAUUUGAGCUGUGAUUUUCAAUUCAAGUGGUGUAGUCACACAAUUAUGCUGUAAUGGGUGACUUGUUUUGAAGUUUAACUGUAUCAGAUUUUGCCUGAGCUAUGAUGAGCUGCCAUCAUGCUCAGUUCCAUAUAUGUAUUUGAUUGUGCAUAUGGUUAUCUAGUAGCAUUUGCAGACUCAAGCUCCAUUUCCUGGGUUUCAUAUUUCUACUUAUCUUGACUCCUUAUUUUUGUUGUUGUGUAUACUUAAGAUGUUAUGGAGUUAACCCUGACUCUCCUCUUCUUAAUCAUUCCACUUAGCCUCACAAAAAAGUCUCUAUAUCCCUAGGUUAUGGUCCACCUGCAAAUCAAGCCUAUAGUCAUGUCCUAUAAUUUUGGGGAGGCUUAUUCUUUUCUAUCUUGAUCAGUGUCCUUAAGUAGCUUUUGCUUCUUAGUCAUAUGUCCUUUGAUUUUUUCAACAUACUUUAAUCCCAAUAAUUUCAAGAUUACUCAUGUGGUAAACCUAUUAUAUUUUUUUUUGUGGGGUGAUCCGACAUAGUAUACUGUAUCCUGUAGGCUACUUUAAUAUUCACCAGAAUGAGAAAAUCAGUAGGAGUUAUGAGGAUGAUUCAAACCUCAAGGUCUAAGGUGUUUGCUUGGGCAUACCCAGUGUGCAAGUUCGAAUCCUUGUGAGUCCUACUGAUUUUCUGAUUGAUACAUCGUGUGAUUAUUUUGUGCAUUCACCAGAAUAGUAUAAACAUUUCAUGGGAUUCUGUUAGAACCUCUGGUGAUAGGCUUGAAGUUGUCAACUCCCAGAUCUCUUUCCUUCUCUAACACAGGAAGAUACACCCUUUCACUAUGUGUUGCUCUUAUGACUAAUUUUCCAUGAAACAUUUUAUUAUUACCAUGUAUUGACUUGGGAGAAAACUAGUAGUUCACUUAUCAAACCAGUUCUGUGACUUUUUUCAGCUUUCCUGGAAUAUCAUACAAUACUUGGAGUGUGCCUAUUUAAGCAUAUACACUUGCAGAUGUAAGGUAACUAAUUUCAAAUCUUCAUCAUCACAAAUUUGUCUUUAUUAUUUUUAUGGUAUAUUCAAGUCUAUCCAUAUGUAUAUAUUUCCAGUUUCCCCCCUCCAACCACCUUCCUGUGCUCUCUCUUUAUAUAUAUACAUAUAUCUCUAUCUCUCUCUAUAUCUCUUAUCUCUCUCUCUCUCUCUUAUCUCUUUCAUGCAAGUUAAACCACAAGAAAAAGGAUGAAAUUCAAAGUUUUUUUUAUUUUAUUUGUUCAAUAACUGACACCUGUGCGUAUGUACAUGUUCCCUCCCUCACACACCUGCACACGUAUGAAUACAAUGCAUGUUGACACAUAAUGAAGGUGUAAUUAACAAAGGUGUAAUUAUUGCACUUUCAGAGAGAUUUUAUUCACAUAAUACUCUUUUUAUCUUCAUUUGGGUCUUACUGUGAAUUAUUUUGUUAUAAAUACUUUUCCAUGAAGUAGGUUUUUAUACACAUUCAAUAGAAAUGAAGGAAUGAGUUCUGAGUGAACUCAAAUGAGUGUUUGACAAUACAAUAAGGUAAUAAUAAUGUAGCUAAAUCUUGUUUGCAUAUUUGUCAGGUUUAUAUAUUUCAUAUCCAGAUACAUUUAUCUCUACAUAAAUACUGUAUGUCAGUUUGUGCCUUGUUGCCUUUUUCUGCAUUCCGAGCAAGAUGGUGCCUGCAGAAGUUUUUUUUAGUGCACUAUCAUCUGGCUACCAAGUAUAGUACUUCAUAUAUUCACACCCAGCCAGGUAGGCAAUUACAAAUCUGAGAUUUCUAUUUACAAGUUUAAUCAUCAAAUACAUUUGUCUUAAUUUUAUGUAAGACCUGGGAAGUAGUACUUUAUAAUGAAUAUACUAAAGUAGAUGCAGUAAUUUUAAUAUAUAACAGGGUAAAUUAAAGCCUGGAAAGAGAAUAGAAAAAAUCUUCAUGCAGUGGAUAAAACUAUAAUAAGAUCCAAUCUUGAUUAAUGCAUUGGAAGGAGACUAAUGGUGUCUUAAUAACACAAUAUUUUUGUAAGUAAUUUGACCAUUAGAUGCUUUUGAUAUCGAUUACUAAAUUUGAUAACAUUGAAUGACUAACAUCUACAAACUUAAGGAACAACUUGAAUACACAGAUGUCUAGUGAUCUCAUAACUGUGAUGGGUGAGAUUCCAUAAAUUAAUGUCCUUUUCUUGUGCUACUUUUGCAAAACCAUCAGAACUUAACACAAAUGUUGUAAAAUCUUUAUAGCCACACACAAGCAUUUUUCAUUUUGGUAUACCUUUCUUUAAGGUUUGACCCAAAGAAGAAAGACCAGAUCAUUUUCUUAUGUGGUGGUGUGGCUUAUCAUUAAUAUGUAGUCUAAUUGAUAAAAUGAAUGUACGAAUGAGA